UGUGGGAUUUUCAGCUUAUUUUAGGGUUCUGUUCUCAACAUUAUCCCCACACAUAUCUGGGUUAAAGCGGAGCCAGCAAGGAGAGUCUCGAAAGUCUAACCUAACAUCUUGUACCGUCUUGUCUGAGCUUCAGUUUCAACCUCAGGCUAAAUAGCAAUGGCAUCACGUUUAUAAAUAUUUGAUGGAAAAUAAAUCGUGUGCAACCCACGUGAUUGGAUUGAGAUAUAAUUAUCCUACGUUUGUUUGUGUUGCCGACAGGCAACAGUUAGCGCAUGGAACAGAUUCACUUACAGCUAAUGCUAAAAGCAUGUUCUGCAUGAAGAUGUUUUUCCAAACCACUGCUUGUGCAUGUUGUAAAAAAACUCAUAGCUUCAUAACAAACCUCCAAACCUCCUCAUGGAGGACUUGCAGCAUCUUGCCCAUCCAUGCCGUUAACUCCAGCCUCUCUCCAUCUUCUGCCUUCCCUCCAGCCUUCUCCGUUACGACCCCCAAGGCUGACCCCCGACCCCCAAGGCUGAUUGGCUGUGUGUUCCAGAAUCGAGCUAACGUCACUUGCCAUUGGGAGGCUGGUGACACCCCGACGACAAACUUCACUCUUGAAGGUCUUUUGUAUUUUGAUAUAACAAACAAAACUGUGAAGCUGUUCGCCUGCACCACAUCUGACAACAGCUGCACGGUACGGCACGGCAAAACAGUGAGGAACGUCUUUUGCAUCACCAUCACAGCACACGGGCGCAACGGGAGCAUAUCGUCACAAAGACGGUGUCAGCCUGGUAGGACUGAAGUGAUGUUGCCUCCAGUCAUUUUGAACAGCAUAAAGUCAGUCGGUCGGAGUCCUCAGUGUCUGAACGUAACCUGGAGCUACGUCUCGGGUUGCUUUCCUCUGUCUCCCGAUGAAAUCAAAUCUGGAGACCUGAAAUCCCAAAUAGAGUUCACGGCACAGGGGCAGUUUGAUGUGCAGGUGGAAAACGUGACAGUCAAAGACGUCAGCUUCCUGGUUUGUCUCUUCAGGCCUGACACUUUAUACACUGUCAGGCUUCGUCAUCGCUACAAAGGACCAGAGAGUCCGUGGAGCCCGUGGAGCAAGGACCUACAGGGAAGGACAGGAGAGGACGCUCCAUCUGAAGCACCAGCUUUCUGGAGGCAAGUGAAACAAACAGACAAGAACGGUUUGAGACUCACCUCACUGCUCUGGAAGCCCUUGCCUCACCUUAUAGCCAAUGGCAGAGUUCUCUUCUUCAAUGUGACCUGUCAGACAAAAAGCGCCCAGGUCCUGAACGAUCACAUGAGCUGCAGAGAUUUGCGCCCUACGAGUACGUCCUGCAGCUUGCUCCUGCCUGCUGAACCAUGCUCCUGCGCUCUGACGGCCUCCACCUCUGCAGGGACCUCGCCAGAAGCCCGAAUAUGGCUCAGUGGAGCUUCUGAGACAGAGCCACCACCCCCGAGCCAAUUCACUGCAGAUCGACUGAAUGACAGUGCCUUGGAUGUUUGUUGGAUGGCUCCAGUUUAUAGGUCAACGAGCGGCUUUGUAGUGGAGUGGUUUGCUGUCAGAGUGAAAACCAGUAGCAUCCUUUACUGGGAAAAGCUGAAUAGUUCCCGUACAGCGCUGAUCAUCACAGAGGGUAUAAAGCCGAUGGAGCGUUAUGCUGUUUCUGUCAAAGGGCUGCAUGGUGAGAGAGGGGCGGGGCAGAACCGGACGCUUCCCAUUUAUACAUGCCAAGGAGUGCCCUCGGCUGGUCCUAAAGUGGUGGUGCAGAAGAUCUCCGGCAGCAGAGUGGAGCUCACGUGGAGUCCUGUACCUGUGGAGCAGCUUCAUGGUUUCAUCCGCUUCUACACAAUCUUCUACACAACAGCAAACCAACAAGACAGGAAAGAGAUUGUGCCCGGUCAAGAUCUCCGUUACUCUCUGAAGGAUCUGUCACCUGGUAACUACAACAUCUGUUUGGUGGCCAACACUGACGCUGGAGCUGGAGCAGCUGGGCCCAUCGUUAAUGUGCACAUAGAGGCUGAGGAAAUCCCGAUGCAGCUGUAUGCCAUCCUUUCUGUCAUUCUGACUUUACUGGCGUUGGUGCUGAUGGGCUGCCUGGCACAGAAUAAAAGGCUAAAACAGAAGCUGUGUCCAGUCGUACCUGAUCCUUCCCAUAGCAGCAUGGCCCACUGGACCCCAAAAAGCCCUCCGGAGAGUAUGAAGUGGCCUGCAAUCGCCGAGAGAACCGAAAUCCAAUACUCUGACGUUAUUUUGCUUGGUGAAAUUGAGCCGCAGAACUUCGACCCAGAUCUGGACCUCAGCUCUCAAAGUAAUCUCCAAACAUAUUCCUCAUACUGCUACUCUCCGCUCCCAGUUUCAGAGGCUCAAACGCCUCAAAAUACCAGAAAAUCUGAGAAGAGGUGCAUCAAAAGCUCAACUAGUGCCCAGACGACCUCCAAAGCUGAUCUCUCCUCCAGCUCCUCUAGCUCCUCCAUCUACUCCAAUGUCCUCUUCUCUCCAACGCUGAAAGGUCCCCCUACACCUGAUCCAUCCCUCUCCUACCUCCACUCCAAUGACUGGCAGCAAAGCGCUGUCAAUGACGUUAAGCUGCAGCUAGGUGGAGACAGUGAGCCGUCUCUGCAGAGCAGGAACGCCACCAUAUCUGACUCACCUCUCUCACAAACAGAUGAACUAAAAUCCUUCCGUCUUUUUCUGAGUCAGCAUCAAAGCCCUGUCUCCUCUUCUGACUUCAGCAGCAUCUUUCGUUCCUCCGUCCUGCCUCCUCACCCAGCUGACGUCGCGUCACCCCAACACACUUUUUCUCGAAGCCUCAACAACUCGGUUCCUUCGCUGCAGCCCGACACCUUCACUCGCCCCGGUGAUACUUUUACUGGGACUUUUUCACCUUUUCCUCUCUCUGAUUUUGUGGAUUUCUCUCUCUGUCCUAUGGAGUGUGAUCCUUACAUCUCCUCUGCUAUUUAGUUUCAUGCCAGGGACUUAAAAAAAAUAUAUGUUUUAUUACAGUGUCCAUAAAGCAUAUGCACAGCCCCUUUGUCUUUUUUAUUAAAACGUUCAGUUUUUUCUUUACAACACAAUCCAAUCAAUUACAUUAUUUAAUCUUUACAAGUGGAUUGUCUAUCAGAAACUAAUUUUCGGAUUAUUUUAAAUCAGUCUGAUCAAGAAAUUCGUUUUUCUCCGGCAUUCUUUAAUGCUGAGUAUCCAAAACAUUUUUAAAGCAAUAGUUAAACAUUUUGGGAAAUACACUUAUUUAUAGACUUCAUUUGCUUACCGUAUCUGGUUCCCCCUGCUUCCAGUCUUUAUGCUAAGCUAAGCUAAUCGGCUGCAGGUUGUAGCUUCGUAGUUACUGUACAGUCAUGCCGGUGGUGUCGAUCUCUUCAUGUAACUCUGUAGGCAAGAAAGACAAUAAGCAUGUUUCUCAAAACAUCUAACUAUUACUUUAUUUUAACUACUAAGUUUGAAUAUGACAAGACAAAGGAGGUUGAACAGUUUUUAUGGACACUAUUAUCUGUGAUUGACUUGUGACAUUUUUGUACAUGUUUAAACCACUGUGACUGUUUUAUAAUGUUUUUUGACAAUGUGCUACUGUACACAGCUCAUACAUAUUGUACUGAAUGUUUGAGCCAUGGCUUGAAUACUGAGGAAUGUAAAUAACACAAAACGCAGCUUGCAACACCGUCUUCUGUACAUAUUGUAUACACUGAUGUGCCUGUUUUAUUUUUCUUUAUUCAGUGCGCCUUUAUUUAUAAAUGUGCUAUCAUACAUACGACCUAUUUAGGAUGUUCCUACCAGUUAACAGCAUCUCUUCUCCCCUAUACAUAUUUUUUCAGUUACAUACUUGCAAUGUGACCCCUUUAGAGUUUUUUUAGUUUCCCCAUUUUGCUUUGAAAACUCACAUAUCUGAAAUUCAGACCUCUUAAAACGCUGCUCAACCUUACAAUGAGCCAUUGUUUGUAUCAGUGUUUGUAACUGAUUACUUCAGGAAUGAAGUUAUUUUCAGUCUAUGUUAUUGGUACAGUAUGUUUGUGCAUUCAAAUCAAUGCGUCACCAUUUCCACAUUAAAA
Molecule: messenger RNA, 4050 nt
Organism: Anarrhichthys ocellatus (wolf-eel)
Lineage: Eukaryota; Metazoa; Chordata; Actinopteri; Perciformes; Anarhichadidae
Product: interleukin-6 receptor subunit beta
Exons: 13
Coding region: 182-2950 (922 amino acids)
Molecular function (GO): protein binding
Source: RefSeq, a predicted model, not a curated record